AUGUGUCUUGCAGUGGAGAAACCUCGGUGGUAUAGUCUCUUUUCGAGAAUGAAGUGUUUCUUGUUCUCUGGCGGUGACAAGAAAGACGAACAGAAGACCCCUACUUCGGUCUCCUUGACCUCCAACUUCUCUGACCGCGACAUAAACCGGAGCGGGUCAGACUUUAACUCUCGGGAUGCCUCUGGAACGAGCACUGAAUCAUCCGUGGGGAGGAAGAACUCGUACCCUACAAUGUUUACUAGAGCAAGUAAUCUCAGAGAGUUCAGCAUUACCGAUCUCAAGUCUGCAACAAAGAACUUUAGCCGAUCGGUUAUGAUCGGAGAAGGCGGUUUCGGUUGUGUCUACAGGGGAACAGUGAGGAGCUUAGUAGAUCCGACAAUCAAAAUCGAAGUCGCGGUCAAGCAGCUCGGUAAAAGAGGGUUGCAGGCAAGUCUUUUUUCCCCCCGAUUCUUGCUUGUUCUCAAGAUUUGUAAGCUAUCUUCAUGGCUAACUUUUCGAUUAUCUCAUUUGCAGGGGCAUAAAGAAUGGGUCACGGAAGUGAACUUUCUCGGCGUGGUCGAACAUUCAAACCUGGUGAAACUGCUUGGUUAUUGCGCAGAAGAUGAUGAACGUGGGAUCCAACGGCUUCUGGUUUAUGAAUACAUGCCCAACCGAAGCGUUGAGUUCCACUUAUCUCCACGGUCACUCACAGUCCUAACUUGGGAUCUCAGAUUGAGAAUCGCUCAAGAUGCAGCUCGUGGUUUAACAUACCUUCACGAACAAAUGGAGUUUCAGAUAAUAUUCCGCGACUUUAAGUCCUCCAACAUUCUUUUGGAUGAAGACUGGAAAGCAAAGCUCUCGGACUUCGGUUUGGCUCGUUUAGGUCCAUCUGAAGGACUAACCCAUGUUUCUACUGAUGUCGUAGGUACAAUGGGUUAUGCAGCUCCUGAGUACAUUCAAACCGGUCGUCUCACAUCCAAAAGCGAUGUGUGGGGUUAUGGAGUGUUCAUAUAUGAGCUCAUCACAGGGAGACGGCCUGUAGACAGAAACAAACCAAAGGGAGAGCAGAAGCUUUUAGAAUGGGUGAGACCUUAUCUAUCCGACACAAGGAAGUUCAAGCUCAUAAUAGACCCGAGGCUCGAAGGGAAGUACCCUAUCAAGUCGGUCCAGAAGCUAGCAGUUGUGGCCAAUAGAUGUUUGGUUAGGAACUCAAAGGCACGUCCUAAAAUGAGUGAAGUGUUAGAGAUGGUGACCAAGAUUGUUGAAGCGCCUUCAGGGAGCGGUAUUAGCCCACAGCUAGUUCCGCUGAAGAGUCUAGAGACUUCUAGAGACUCGGGAGGGAAACAAAAGAGGGUUUUAGAGACGAGGAACAAUGGUGGUGAUGGCGGCGAAGGAGGUUGGUUUGGCAAGUUAUGGAACCCAAGGACAAUAAGAGCUUGUUGAUUGCUUAAAGAUGUAGCCUCGUCUCACAAAAAGAAAAGACUCAAGAAAUGUCUCAUGGAGACUAAAAAGCUUGAAGAUUUGGGUGAGAUCAAGAUCAAGCUCAUAUGCAUAGAUAUACAUAUUUAUAAAUGAAGAUUGUGAAAGAUGCUAAAUGAUAAGAUAAGUUUGGUGUUUGCAUGAUUGUAACCGUAGCUGAAUAAUGUAUAGCUUAUCAGAGUUUUGUAUUAAAGAUGAUCAGUCUUCAGCACAAAAAUAUGCGUGCUUGCGUGUAUAUUUGUGGUUGUGUUAAAGUACCCAUCAAUUACCAUAAGUAUAUCUUAACACAAACAUAAAUAAAAAAGAAACAAUUAUGGUUU
This is a messenger RNA of Thlaspi arvense, 1778 nucleotides long. The record is from the annotation of a GenBank genome assembly. Lineage: Eukaryota; Viridiplantae; Streptophyta; Magnoliopsida; Brassicales; Brassicaceae.